Molecule: messenger RNA, 1558 nt
Organism: Periconia digitata
Lineage: Eukaryota; Fungi; Ascomycota; Dothideomycetes; Pleosporales; Periconiaceae
Source: the annotation of a GenBank genome assembly
CCUUAUAAAAGAGAGACAAAGUAAAGGUGCACCGAGCACGCCCUUAUUUACAUUCGGCCAUGGCGACUGCUCAUUACUGUUAGCGCGAGUUGCUGGCUCCUGCCUUUGUUUGUUGCCUCCUUCCAUUUUCCUCUAUUAUCGUACGACGGCGUCAUUGCCGGUAAACAGACACACAAAAACACAAAUCUUCCCCUUACUCUACCUCCCCAUGCUCUCGCACUCUCUUGGAGCCUCUGUCACAUUCACUCAUCUAAUGCCGCGACGGCGUUUUCCUCAGCAGCCCCAAAGCCAGCAGCGUGCUCGCGACCUGAGAGUUAUUCAUCAGACUUAUGACCUAGGUGAUGAACCACCUGAAGAGGGCACACCCGAGCACAAUGCGUUAAUGGAUUUGCUUGUUGCAACACCCGCUCCAAACCCUAUACAAUCUCAGCUAGACGAGUUUAGGCGAACCAUGGAGCGGCAGCUUGACGAGUUCAGGCAUACCAUGGAACAGCAGCUUAACGCCCUUACUCACCAGCUUGUCCAAGCUAGCAGUACUCGCGUUGACUCAACUGGUGUUUCCACCAAAUCCGAACCUAUCGCGCUCAUUGAAGAUCCGUCGUCUGGAGAUGGUCCUGGUCAUCUUGGUAGCCGGAAGAGACAAAUUAUCGUCGAUAGCGAUGAUGACGUGCCUCUCAUACGUCGUUUGCGCACUGCCCCCCGACCGAAUGAUAGAGUUGGGCAGCUGGACAGUGAUGGCGAUGCCGAUUCGGUGGUCUCCAGUGACAGUGAUAGCCCGGAUGCUCUACAUUCCAGACAGUGCAAGAAUGUCAAAGUCGCUCUGUCCUGUGGUAUGGUCCCAGCCAUUUCGACUCUGGGUUUCUCAUCAUCAGGUCUUUCGACCUCUGGUAUUCCGGUCGACGCUUCGAUCAUAUUUCCCGGCUGGAAAGAUUUAUCCGCCAUCGAUCACACCAAAGUCCCCGAGAUUCCUGAAACUCGCAUCUUGUAUGGUGUAGCCGGUCGAGGGCAGACUCAGAGUGUUCCCGCUCCCGAUCGUUCGGUUGUAAAAUCAUUCAAUUCGGCUUAUCAAAACCCGGAUUUCAUAAAAGCUGUUCAGUUCUGGGCUUGGGCACUGGCUCGCUCUACCGUUUCUUUGAAGCCGUGGCAUCAUCUCGCCCGUGGGCCCGCUGGAUCUGUGCUAGUGAGCGUGGUGGGGAAUCCAAGUGUAAGACGUGCAGACAUUGCAUAUGUAGAUAGUCACACAUCACACACAACAGUGUCCUGUUGAGCGCAUUUGACGUAGUAACGUAUACGACGUCCCAACGAUCCAGUUGAGAUGUACAGAUUUGUAAUGUUAAGGUUAAGAACUAUAGUACGCUCAUUGUCCUCUAAUAUAAAAAAAAGAGCAGAGUUCUUACAAGGCUUUCUACUUCUAUUAACCCUUGCUAUAGCACCUACUCUGACACCUACACUGCGUGACAAACCCUUCAAAAUCAACGCCAAUACGCUCAGCGCCGAGCUUGAAAGAUUCGAAACAGUGUCCUGUCAGAUCAAAAUGAAAACUAUUUCUUUAGUUACA